UUUUCUUUUUUACAGGGAUUGGUUGUAUUUUCCAAAAAGUUUCAAAACAAAGUGUUGGUUCAUGGCUUUGUCAGCAUUUAUACCACGAGAAAAAUUCCUUUACACAUUUCAACACGUGCUUCCCCAUUACCCCCUGCCUACACUGGAAAGCACAUGCAGAAAAAUGUUACUGACAGUAGAACCGCUAGUCACUCCAGAUGAAUUCCAGGAAAUAACAAAAGAAAUGAAGGAAUUUCUAAAGAAUGAAGGUCCCAUGUUACAAGCUAUACUAGAGAAAAGAGAGAAAACAGAAGACAAUUGGGUUGCCGAUCUAUGGGACAAAUAUGCGUAUUUAGUCAACCGUUCCUCCCUAUUGUAUACCAAUUUCUGCACGGACAGUGCUAUUGAAAAAUCUGACCUUGCUGAAUGUGCUCCAAAAAAGCAGAGUGCUAGGGCUGGCUGUGUUGUAUUCCAUCAUCUCAAAUUUUAUGAAAUGAUUGCUGACAGAAAGGUUAGUAAUGCCAGAGCUUCUCAAACUUUUUUUAGUUUAAGCCAGAGCUUCUCAAAUUUUUUUGCUCUAGACCCUUUUAGUCUCGUAAAAUUUUCCAUGACUUUACAGAAAAAACUUUGUAAAAUUUUCUGCGAUUUUAUAUUAUGUGAUAAAAUUGAAACAUAAGUGGCUCGUUUGUCU
Molecule: messenger RNA, 670 nt
Organism: Ciona intestinalis (vase tunicate)
Lineage: Eukaryota; Metazoa; Chordata; Ascidiacea; Phlebobranchia; Cionidae
Source: RefSeq, a predicted model, not a curated record